Paramecium sonneborni is the source of this 4434-nucleotide messenger RNA. NCBI's taxonomy places the organism in Eukaryota, Ciliophora, Oligohymenophorea, Peniculida, Parameciidae. The record is from the annotation of a GenBank genome assembly.
AUGAACUUUUUUUCAUAACCAUAACAGAAUAAUCUAAAUAUUUUAGAGGAAAAGAUAAAGUGUCUUUCAUUGAAAUACAAAUAAUAGAUCAAUGAAAUCUAGAUUUUCAAGGAGUUUAUAAGCAAUUAAGAUGAUGAAUUUGCAAUAUGGAAAAAUGCAGAAAGUCAAGUAAAAUCAGUUUGUGGAGCAGAUAUAUAAAAUGGAGAACUUACAUUUUAAUGUUUUACUUGUGCUCCUGAUCCAUAUCAUAUGUUUUGUAAUAAAUGUUUUAAUCCCGAUCAACAUAUAAGUAUUGAUAUUUAUGUUAAACAGAUCACAAAUGUAUUAUAAAGCGUAAUAUUGGAGGAGCUUGUGAUUGUGGAGAUGAAUAAACAAUUAUACCUUCUGGAUUUUGCUGUAAACAUUAAGGAAUCUCAAAGUUUGAUUACAAUUAAGAAUUAAGUAAGAUCUCAGAUGCAUUAAAAUCGAAAAUUUAAAAUUUCAUAAAAGCUCUCUCUACAGUAUAUUUAUAGUUAAUGCGAAAAAUAAGUAUUGAUCAUGAUAUGUUUAAUGUAAAUAUACUCAGAUUCUAUCACUUAAGUGAAAUGUGGUUAAUAAUUCCUUUUAAAGAAGUAAUUGAUUCUGAAUAUAACAUUGAAGAAUAUUAUAGAAUUUUUUAGUAGGCAUUAUAUUUAAAUUAAAUACUUUUUAAGAUGUGUUAUUGGCUAACAGAAUCAAGAUUAUGUUUUAUAAUUUUACUUUCAAAGAUUUUUUAGUAGUAAUUAACACCAUAAUCAUCAUAAUCUAUAUUUGAAGAUUUGCUUGAAGUUUAAGUGCUAAUUGAAAGCCAAGGUCCACAACCAGCCUUAAAAAUUGAAAGUUUAUUAUUUAGAUUUUAUGCUGACUAUUAAUUUAAGCAAUUUAUUUAGGCUUGCUAUAUUAGAAAAUAUAAAUCUAUGUGGUUAUAGAAAAAAUUAAAAGUAACCAAACAUGAUAAAUCUAUAAAUGAUUAUUUACAUUAGCUCUAAUAUAUACUGAAUUUUUAAAUUGUUAGAUCGUAAUAUCAAGAUUUAGUGAAAGUGGCUCAAUAAAUCAAAACUUAUAUUAAAGAUUAUAAGAGUUCAACUGAAAUUGUAAUAGGAUUAUAUGUUUGUGAAAUUCAUGAAUAACACACUUAAUAUGUAGCAGAAUAACUUCAAGAUCUAUUCUUAAAUCAUAAAGAUAUUUCAUGCGUCUAUGAUUAAAUCAGGGCCUUAUAAGAUAUAGUCUAUUCUCAUACUCCUAUCGAAACCUCAUCAUCAUUAUAAUAUUCAAUAAUUUUCAAUUUAAGAUAUGAAUAUACUUUCUUCUAUAGAAUUGGUUUUAAAUAACUAAAGCAGGCUCUCGGAGAUUAUUAAGAAUAAUUUUUUAAUGGAGAGAUUACUAGAGAUAUUAUCUAAAAUUUUAAAUAUUAAAAUUUUACAAUUACUGCUUAUAUAAAUUGCUUUAAUUAAAUCAAAACUUAGCAUUUACAAUUAUCUGAUGACAACUUAACAAUUUGGUAGUAAGAUAUAUAAGAUGCAGGCUAUUUUCUAAUUGGUUAAGGUUACGCAACUUAAGUGGUUUAAAUUGGAGUAUAAAAACUAUUUGAUUCUCAAUUUAGUACUCCAUACUUUAAAGAAAAUAUGAUUAAAUUAUUACUAAUAUAAUGUUAUUCUAUUUUAAAAAAAAAAAGUAAAACCCUUUCAAUCGAUAUGUAAUUGUAGCAAUCAUAUAAAACAUACAUAGAAAAUAAAAAAUUGACUUAAGUGGAAAUCUUUGAUAGAUUGUCAAAAAUAUAUUUGUAGUUAAUAAAAAGUUUAACUGUAAUUGAAAGAAUAUUUACUUAUUUCUUAUCAUAAUUAUAUUGUUUGAAAAAGUUUUCAUCAGGAAAAGAUUUUGAAUCAUAUAUUCUAGACCUAUUAUAAGAAGACAAAAAAGAGCUUAAGAUAAUCUUUUAUGAAGUCUUAUCAAAAUGUUUAUAAGUUUAUACAUCAAUACAAUUUUGUCAAAAUGAAAUUUUAGAAUAAAUUUAUCUUGGUUAAAGAGAUUCAAAAGAAAUAGUGAUGCUAGAAUCAUAUGAUAGUACAUUUUUAAAGUUUUAUUUAUUUCUAUUUGAAAAUGAAGGUUUUAGAGAUUUAGUUCAAAUAAUUAAAAAUCGUAAAAUUCCUAUUGCAAGUGCCAGUAAUAAAUUAUUAUGGUAUAUAUCUAUAUAUAAAUUAUAAUAGUUGUUUGAUAUUAAGAAUGUUAAGUUCUGAUCUAGAUUUAUACAAUGUUUGUUGUUCAUCAUCAAAAAAUCUUCAUAAAGAUUUACAACUUUCUUUAGCCAAAGCAAUCUAAAAUUUUUAUAACCUUUCAACAUAUCUACCAUAUACUGAUAUUGAAAUUUUAUUAAAAAGAAUGGGAAUUCAAACUUGUUCCUAUCUUCCUGAUCAUGUCUUACAAAUUUGUGAAGUUGAUUAAGCCGUAAAAUAAUUGAAAUUAAAGUCUGAAUAUAGAGUUAUUUAUGAUCCAGCUAUUUUUAAUAUAAGUACUACUAUUAAUAGUUAGAUUGUGGAAAAAUUAAUAGAAUAAAAUAAAUUUGAAAAUAUGAAAUAUUUAGGUAAUGGAAUAUUAUGGGAUAUUGAAUUAUUUUCUCAAUCAAAUUUUAGGACUAUCCUUUAUCAACUUUUAAAAGAGUAUUGCAAAAAAGAAUACAUCUAAAAUAAUAUUGAUUUUCUAAACAUAGAAGGAUUUGAUUUAAUAUAAGCAUACUAAUUAUUAUAUAUCUAAAUAGUAGCAGCCAAUUAUUUUAGGAAAUAAGAACUUAUAACUGAUUCUCGUUUUAUUUUAGUUUAACUUGAAUAAAUUCUUAAGAAAACUCAGCGCAAAGAUGAUAUCCAAAGAAUAUAAGUAUUAAUAUAAGAAAUACAUAAAAUCAUAACUGUUGAUCAAAAAUUGAUAUAAAAAUAAUAAAAUGAUAACAAAAAAAAUUUAUAAAAUAAAAAAAAUCAAUUCAAAGACAAAUAUAAUAAAAUGCAAAAAUCAGAAUUUAUUUAAAAUAUGCUUGUAAAUAACAAUAUUAAGGAAAACAACGGAGAAAAUGAUGAUAAAGUAUGUUCAUCAUGUAAAUUACCUUUAAGCCUAUAAAAUAGUGUAGCUAUGAUGCUUUUGAUUAAGAAACCCUAAACUUCAAAUUUUUCUAUUUUUUCUAAAGAAAAUUUAGAUCGUUUCAAAAAUAAAUAGUUCAAUAUUAUUGAUAUAGGAAUAGCAGAUUGUAAACACUAUUUCCAUUAUACUUGUUUAAUUGAGAGAUUUGAGGCUGAUUAACAAUAUAGAUAUUAAAAUACUCCUGAUUGGGUAAAGAUUGGAUGCCCUGUUUGUAAAAUGCCUUGUACAAUUACUUUACCAAUUUAAAGGUAAUUGACAAGUUAAGAUGUCGAAACUUUUAAUUCUGAUCUUUAAUUAUUUGUCUCAAAAAAUACAGUUGAAAGUCUAUUCGAAGAUUCUAUUUCUGCAUUAUUAACCCUAACUCAAACAUAUUAUAAUAUGUUCAUUGACUUACUUUUAUCUUUAUUUUAAAACCCAUCAGAAUUUAUAAGAGACUAAAAAAAUUUUGUUUUCUAUUAAUUACUCUAAAUAUUAAGUUUAACUAAUUUGGAAACAGUAAAAGACAAAAUUAAAGAAAAAUUUUAAUUUUAAACAGAAAAUAAUUUUAUUUUAUAAAUAUUAUCUUUAAUCUAAAAAUAUAUUGUACUUGAUAAAAACUUGGAAAGAUUAAAACUAAAAGUAAUAGAUUAUUGCAUAUAAUGUAAUAUAGAUAAUGAAAUAAAAAAAUAGUUAGCAUUGUCGUUAAAUUUACAAGAUGAAAUUUAAUAAUAGAUUUAAGAUUGUUCAAAUAAAUUAUUAUUGCAUUAGGAUAUUUCUGAUCAAUUAGCAAUUAUUAAUUAGAAAUAGUUAAUAGAGGAAUUGAAAUGUAUACUUGGGUUAACAUUUAAAGAAUUUUACUGUAAAUAUUUUACUAAAAAAUGUUAUGCUUGUGGAUUUUAUAACAAGGAUUAAAGAGAUGGAGGUUUUUAAAUGUGUUUGUUCUGUUCAAAAACAUUCUGUAUCUAUUCGUGUGAAUAACAAGUUCAAAUUGGAAACUUAAAUUAACAUGCAAAUAAUGAACAUAAUGGAAUAUCUUUUUAUGUAGAUUUAAGAAUUGGAUAUGUUACUUUAUUAUGCUCUCCAAUAUCUAUAUAAUAAUAUAAAUGCUUAUAUUAUGAUUAACUAGGGUAAAAAAUAGAUAUAGAAAAUUAAAAUUCAGAUUGGAAUACAUUUUAUUUAGAUAUUUAGAAAGUAAAAGAGAUAUCUUAAAUUAUAUUGAACAAUUCGUAUUAAACAAUUAUCAGAAACUUGGAAGUUAGAUAAGAUUAAUUAGAUAUGGAAGGGCGGCUUUGAUUCAGAAGAUAGAGA